AUGACGUACAGUACCGCACUAUGUUCUGACUCAGCUACCAAUGGCGUUACUUUCACUCUAGUGGUCCUCCACCAUAGUCCCUACAAAUUUGGCAGCCUUGUGCACCUCGGUUCCCUGUCUGACCUGCGGAGCUGUUCUUGCCAGUGCGACAAGGCGCCGCUCCCGGGUUCUCUGGCCUGCAGCCGUCACAGUGGUCCUGCCGAAUUCCCCUCCACCACUCCUCCCAUCUCGGAGCUCAUUAAAGGAGGUCUCGCGAAGAAGGAAACCAUCUACGAGGUUCCCACGGUUCCCUCCAGAGCCUCCAACACACCCUUCCGCGCUGACGGAAUCACUUCACCCCUGCCUACUCUGUCUGAGGACAUGCUGACGCUGGAAGACGAGUUUGCCGACUACGGAAGAAAGGGGGAGACCGUGCAGAAGCUUUUGGUUGCCAUGGCACCAUCCUCUGCUCCUCUGGAAGCCGAAGAAUCGCCGAUGGCAUCUAAUGGUUUGUCAUCUAGCGAGACUGCGUCGCCAACUACCAUGAGCCACCGAGUCACGAAUAAUCACCAGAGGGGGACGGACAGAAUUGCGCGGCGUUCCCUGUCCCAAAACUUUUUCACCGACUUGGAACCAAUCGUGUCUGAGGAGACAAGUGACAAAAGCUCAAGUAACCGCCGUCUGAAUAGUGCGCGUGAACAGAGAACGUCGGCCAGCUCAGUAGAGUGUCUUUCGCAUUCUGCGUCGGACCGUCUGGUGAAUACCUUCGCACCGGGAACAAUGACGUUUGUCAUGCUGAAAGAGCACCUCAAGCAGCAAAUCAUCCCAAAAUUCACGGGCAACGUCUACUCGGACUUCUCGCAACUCGCUGUCCCGUUCCCCUACUUCUCCGCUCCCUCUGUCAAGCCAAGUGGCAUUCAUCUCGUCAUUUGUGUCCAUGGCCUUGAUGGCAAUUGUUAUGACCUUCGACUGGUGACGGUAUAUCUACAGAUGGCACUGCCUGAUUACCCUCUGGAGUUUCUGAUGUCGGACAGCAACCAUCAGGACACUUUUGCGUCAUUCGAGCAACUCCGGGAUAAUCUAGUUGAGGAGAUCAUUCAGCAUGUGGACUCCAUGACGGAGACGCCAACCCACAUAAGCUUGUGCUUUCGUCAACUUCGUCUUUUGCUUGCAUCCACAAGCGUUUUUCCAAACCAGCAGCAACCCUCAAACCGCGUGCACUACAACCACCCUGCCCGCUUGUACUCUGCUCCACAGUGCCCCAAGGCUGUAAUGCGACCGGGCACCAUGCUCAUCAUAGGCAACAAACACCUGAUUCGCCUGCCAGCGCUUGCUUCAGGAUCCUUGUUUCGGGGCAUUGCUGUGAGUGAAAUGGAAAUUGAGCUUACGAUUGCUAAUACGGGCAGUUGCGUCUGUGUAUGUGUGCGUUAUCUACACGUGUCGGUAAUGUUUGUUUGCUCCUUCAUCGGCCACAGUCUGGGCUGUGUGUUGAUCCGUGCAGCCCUGUCGAGUCCCCGCAUGGAGCACCUCUACCCCCGGCUUCACACCUUCCUUUCGUUCUGCGGUCCCCACCUGGGCACCGUCUACAGCACCUCGGGUCUCGUCAGCAUGGGCAUGUGGGCGUUGCAGAAGUUCAAGAAGUCUGAAAGCCUCCUUCAACUGCGCAUGAGGGACCACCCGGACCUAAGGGAGACCUUCAUGUACACGCUGAGUGCGGCGGAGGGCAUGAACCGCUUCCGGUAUGUCCUGUUGGUCGCCAGUCCUCAGGACCACUACGUGCCUCAUCACUCCAGUCGGAUCGAACUUUGCAAGGCCUCUAUACAGGACCCCACCGAAAUGGGCACGAUCUACAUGGAGAUGGUGGCUAACAUCCUCCAGAAGUUGAUCAAAAGCGGAAAGACCACGGUGGUGCGCUACGAUGUCCACCAUGAGGUCCAGAGCUCGGCGAACCACUUCAUUGGCCGUGCGGCGCACGUCGCUGUGCUUGACUCUGAGGUCUUUCUUGAGAAAUUCUUCUGCAUCUCUGCCGCCAAGCAAUUUCGAAUUAUAGAUGACGACGGUAACAAGAUGCUUGAUCUGCGCGAAUUUACGAAGGGAUGUCUGGACUUUGGUGUUGAUUUGACAAAAGAGGAAAUAAAGGAAAUCUUCGAAUUCAUUGAUAAGGACGGAAGUGGGCACGUUGACUUUGAUGAAUUUUUGGCUGCUUUGCGGCAGCCCCCGAUGCCUAAAUGCAGGAUUGACUUAAUUAAUCAGGCUUUUAUGAAAAUGGACAGAUCCAAGGAUGGCUUUAUAACGGCUGAGGACUUACGUGGUGUGUACAAUUGUAAAUUUCAUCCAAAGUACAGGAACGGCGAGUGGACAGAGGAGCAAGUUUUCAAUGAGUUUCUGAAGAAAUUUGAAGCUCCCGAUGAAGUGGAUGGCAAAUGGCUCCACGAGGUUUCCUCUGCUGGCGAAAACUGGGGAGCAUGGUCUCCUUGGCCAGUUUCCUGUUCUGUAACUUGUGGACCAGGAAAACGUUGUCGCACUCGUCAGUGUUUUGAUGGAUUCGGCAAAGUAAAGAAAGAUUCCGACUGUGUGGGAAGCAACACCGACUGUUUGACGUGUGUACUAAGCAGUAUUUGUCCUCGCCAACCUGGGUGGAGUGCUUGGAGUGAUUGGACCGAGUGCAUUCUCACAGAAGACAAAACAAAUCUGAAACCCGAUUCCAUGGGCUGCCUGCCCGGGACGAAAACUCGGACUCGUCUUUGCAAUAACCCCCCACCAGAUGUUGGAGUGAAUGCCAUCUUCUGUAGUGGUUCCAGCCGUGAAAUUAAACGUUGCUCAUAUGGAUGUCCCGACACUCCACAACUCGACGAGUACAGUGUAAAGGCCCGAGUGACGCAACAGGUCCAGAAGGAUCACCUGGCCACUCGAGUGCAGAGAAAAUCGCCCAAAGAUCACUCUGAAAUCGUCAUGGUUCGCGCAGCUGGAGAUCGAGUACUUCUUGACUGCAAUACAGAAGCUUAUAAGAUGGUGAAGGAGACCUUGGAAGCGAAAUCACUGGGGAUUUCUCAGUUAAGUCUUCCAACAAAACGAGCAACCAUCUCGUGGAGACUGGGUGGAAGGCCAAUAAAUCACAAGCGUCGGCCUGUAAAGGCUAAGGAAAAACGCUUAAUCCCACCCAUUCCUGAUUUGUUUGACGAAGAAGAGAGGUGGGUGUCGAAACUUGACAGAACGCAUAUCCUUGUGCAGGGAUCUCAACUCAUUCUUCAUAAUCUGAAGCCCCACGACACCGGAUUAUAUACCUGUCAUCUUAAAGUCGGCGACGAAGAGUGGAUGGCAACGUUUUUCUCAGUAAUUGUUCUAGGCCAGCAGUUUUCCGCUCCUGCACUGAUGCCAUUUUACCUUCAUUCCAAUGUAGGUGAACAGAGUCCCUUUGAAGGAGGCAACCUCCACUGGUACGACGCUGCACGUCUCGUGUGGACGCAUAAUGGGGAACCGAUGUUUAACGAUCUACUGGUCCGUCCGAGAGCACGAAUUCGUCUGUUGUCGCAGUUAAAUAAUUCGAUGCAAGGACAGUGGGAAUGCCACCUUCUCAUUCCCCUGCCCAAUCCUCCGACCACACAGGCCUCCAAGAACACCACGUUUACUUCCAGUUUCCUCACAAACGCAUUUUUUCUACAGGUAACACCUAGGCCCCCGAGUCGGUGGGAGCUGGGCGACAGGCCUCCUCGCGUGGCAAGGCUGAGACUGAUUGCUCUCGCAACCAUGAUAUUUAGCCUUUCCCUUGUUGUGGCGGUUUCCCUGACAACCUGGGCGGUUAGAGUUGUUUUUCUGUUUGAACAUGCAUCAGGUUAUGCACUUUUGGGCACCAAGCUGCAUGAACUGGUAGAUGUUGUUGAACGUCUCCCCGAAGUUUGUGUUGACUAUGAAUCAUUUUCCAGCACGUUUAAACUUCGUGGGUUUUCUCCCUUCACGUCAGCGGAAAAUGCCCUCGACAAUUGCAAUGCAGUAUCCGAGGGAAUUGUUCAUGAUGACUUACAGCAGUUCCUCAUAUCAAGUCUUAGUGGUGAAAGACCCAUACAUCUCUGCGUGUCGGAAAGAAAGUUGGCCGACGCGUUAAAGGUUCCGGAAACUGGUCUGCCCGGAAAUGUGACAUGCUCUUCAGAAUCAAUUGCUGCAGAGGUGUAUCGUCGAAUACGUGAAUUUUUCCCGCACUAUAUUGCUGAGCUUACUCACUUCGCUGAAUCUCAAGCGCAAAUAGGUCUUGGUCACAGUUACUCACGAGCCAAAGUCAAGUUUAACGUUAACAGGUAUAUUUUCAGUUUGAAGCAUAUUUUUAGGGAUGACAACAUGGUUAUUCAGACAAUUAGUUUACUGGAUCAAAUGGACAAAGAUAUAAAUACCUUUUCAAUGCGCAUCAAGGAAUGGUUCUCCUAUCAUUUCCCGGAACUAGCAAAAUUGGUUCCAGAGAGUGCAAACUAUAUCAAGUUGGUUAACAUCAUACGCAGCCGUGAAAAUCUAACUGAUGAGUCUAUACACGAAAUUGAAGAAGUCAUCCAGGAUCACGAAAAGGCCGCCGCAAUUCUUGAAGCUGCCAAAACGUCUAUGGGCUUUGAUAUCACCGACCAAGACGUGGAAAAUUUAGCCUUAUUCACAAAACGCAUUCAAAUGUUCAUGGAUCGCCGCACAAAAGCAUAUGAAUACCUGGUUAGCAAAUUAACUGGUGUUGCACCCAAUUUAAACACCCUCAUUGGUAGUCAAGUCGCUGCUCGCCUUAUUUCCCAUGCCGGAUCACUAACAAAUCUCGCCAAAUUUCCCGCUUCAACAAUCCAGAUUCUUGGGGCUGAGAAGGCUCUUUUCAGGGCCCUUCGUACUCGUGGACGGACACCAAAGUAUGGACUAAUAUUUCAUAGCUCCUACAUUGGGCGUGCUGCAAAAGAGAACAAAGGCAGAAUUUCACGUUUUCUUGCGGCCAAAUGUGCUUUAGCGACACGCAUUGACUGUUUCAGUGACAUUCUAUGUGAUAUUUAUGGUCAGCAUUUGAAACAACAAGUUGAGGACAGACUGAAGUACUUCGAAUCUGGUGUAAUGCCAAAGACAAAUGCUGAAGCAAUGGCCGCAGCCGUUGUCGAAGUAAGUAAAUUGUGCUUUGUCGUGGACGCUCCAGCCAACAAAGUAAUUGCGAAGCUGAAAAAGCGUGCGAUUUCGACUUUGAAUGGGUCUUCUUCGCCAAACCUCGAUUUCUAUAAGACUGAUGAAGAUAAUCCAAUCGCCACUGAGUUAAAGAAAAAGAAGAAGAAAAAGAGAAAGUCGGAGUGCGUGCAACCGAGCGAUGGAGAUCUAAACCACGAGGAGCAGGUUCAAACGGAAACGCUGGAAAAGAAGAAAGAGAAGAAAAAACGGAGUCUGGAGGUCGACAUUGCUGCUGAAGAGGAGGCGCCUAUUAAAAUCCAAAAAAUGGUGGAAGGGGAAGAGGAGUGCGCUGUUGCUGACGGAUCAGUACUAAUUGAAGGCAAGAAGAAGAAGAAGAAAAGGAAGUCCGAAGUGGCAGAGUAA
Messenger RNA from Mesocestoides corti, 5517 nucleotides. The record is from the annotation of a GenBank genome assembly. Lineage: Eukaryota; Metazoa; Platyhelminthes; Cestoda; Cyclophyllidea; Mesocestoididae.